Messenger RNA from Ipomoea triloba (trilobed morning glory), 3160 nucleotides. RefSeq names its product villin-1. The transcript has 23 exons. Gene Ontology annotation, molecular function: actin filament binding. Bases 206 to 2920 code for a protein of 904 amino acids. The record is from RefSeq and is a predicted model, not a curated record. NCBI's taxonomy places the organism in Eukaryota, Viridiplantae, Streptophyta, Magnoliopsida, Solanales, Convolvulaceae. Gene Ontology annotation, biological process: cytoskeleton organization.
GCAUAAUUGCCUCAUUGCGCAUAUCCCGCUUUUUGUUCACUUUCUCUGUCUUCUUGAACUAUUCAACCCAAGCAGGCUUUCUUUUGUUUCUUCUUGACCCCCAAAAUCAUCAAAGCCUGAUUUUGACAGGAGUUUUGUAAGAAUUAUCUGGCUGAUUUCAAGUUAUUCUGUAAUGGAUUGUUGAGAAUCAGAUGUUUGAAAGGCAAUGGCACUGUUUGGUAAAGAUGUGGAUCCAGCGUUUCAGGGAGCAGGAGCCAAACCUGGUUUGGAUAUCUGGGGCGUAGAGAAUCUUCAAUUAGUCCCAGUCCCAAAAUCAUUGCAUGGGAAAUUCUAUUCUGGGAGCGCUUAUCUAGUCUUACAUACGAUGCUGCUUAAAACUGGAAUCUGUCAGCAUGAUAUACACUAUUGGAUCGGAAGUAAUGCUAAACAGGUAGAUUCAGAGUUGGUGUCAGACAAAGCUCUUGAACUGGAUGCAGCUCUUGGGUCCUACACUGUACAAUAUCGAGAAGUUCAAGGGGAAGAAACAGAGAAGUUCUUGUCGUACUUUAAGCCUUGUAUUAUCCCAAUUGAAGGCACGUUUUCUAGAGGCCAAGCAAAUGAAAAGAGCAAGGCAUACCCAAUAAGCAUGUUAACAUGCAAGGGAGAUCAUGUUGUUCAUGUUAAAGAAGUUCCUUUUACUCGGUCAUCCUUGAACCACGAUGAUGUAUUUAUACUUGACACUGCAUCAAAGAUAUUCAUUUUCAGUGGGUGUAACUCGAGCAUUCAAGAAAGAGCAAAAGCUUUGGAGGUUGUUCAAUAUAUUAGAGAGAACAAGCAUAAUGGAAACUGUGACAUUGCAACUAUAGAUGACGGAAAAUUGGUCGGUGAUCCUGAUGUUGGGGAAUUCUGGAGCUUAUUUGGUGGUUAUGCCCCUAUCCCGAAGGGCUUACCCUCUGGUGUUGAAGAAGCAACUGAAAAUCCACUGCUGAAACUAUUCUGGAUAAACACUCAGGGAAAACUAUGUGAGAUUGGAUCUGGUGCUCUAAACAAGGAGAUGCUCGAUUCUAAUAAGUGCUACAUGCUGGACUGUAAUACCGAACUUUUCCUUUGGAUGGGAAAAUGCACAUCAGUUACAGAGCGGAAAACUUCAAUUUCUGCUGCAGAAGAGAUCCUCAGAUCUCAGGGCAGAUCAGAUUGUACCCAUUUAACCUUCUUAACUGAGGGAACAGAAACUGCUUUGUUCAGAUCAAACUUUAGGGAUUGGCCUCAAUUUGUACAGCCAAAGUUAUACGAAGAAGGUCGAGAAAAAGUAGCAGCAAUAUUUAAGCACCAGGGUUAUGAAGUGAAAGAGCUUCCUGAUGCCGAUGAAGAUGACCACCAAGUUAUUGAUUUAAGUGGAAAACUAAAGGUUUGGCGGAUAAGUUGUGAUGAUAGAACUCUUAUUCCUUCUGUGGAGCAAUCAAAACUAUACAGCGGGGAUUGCUACGUUAUCCAGUAUACUUUUCAUAAUAAUGGAAGGGAGGAGAACUUAUUCUAUACUUGGCUUGGUCGUCAAAGUGUUGCGGAGGACAGGGUUGAUGCAAUCUCCCAUAUGAUUGAUCUUGCUGAUUCCACAAAGAGUGAUACAGUCAUGGCUCAGAUCUUUGAGGGUAAUGAACCGAGUCUAUUUUUCUUAAUUUUCAAGGCAUUGAUUGUUUUCAAGGGAGGUAUGAGUACUAGAUAUAAAAAGUUCCUUGAUGAGAAAGGCAUUGAAGAUGAUACUUUUGAUGACAAUAAGAUAGCUCUCUUCCGAAUCCAAGGAACUAGUCCAUGUAACAUGCAAGCCUUCCAAGUUGAUCAUGUUUCAAGUUCUCUCAACUCAUCCUAUUGUUACAUCUUGAGGAUGGACACAUCUACAUUCACUUGGGUUGGAAAUCUUGCAUCAUCAAGAGACCACGAUCUUCUUGACAGACUGCUUGAAAUGAUAAAUCAAAUGUGGCAGCCAGUCACAGUGAGAGAAGGUAAUGAACCCGAUGCUUUCUGGGACGCUCUGGGAGGCAAGUCCGAGUACUCCAAGGAAAAAGAAAUAAAGACAUACAUGGAAGAUCCACAGUUGUUUGUAUGCGUUUUUACUAAAGACGAUGUCAAGGUCAAAGAGAUAUUUAAUUUCUCCCAGGAUGAUCUUACUACUGAAGAUGUGUUGGUACUCAACUGCCAUCGUGAAAUUUAUGUGUGGAUAGGACGCAAUUCGAGUAUUAACUCAAAGCGGGAAGCUAUUGAUUUUGUCCCGAAAGUUCUUGGUAAGGAGACUCCCAUUGGAAAGCUUUCUCCUGAUAUUCCCAUCUAUAUUAUAAAUGAAGGGUGUGAGCCGCCGUUCUUUACUCAAUGUUUCGAAUGGGAUUCUUCCAAGGCAAAUAUGCUUGGAAACUCGUUUGAGCGGAAGCUUGCUAUUUUGAAGGGAAAACAUCAAAAGCUGGAAGCGCCCGUAAGAAGCUCAUGGAAACCAUUUUCAAUGGAAACUACUCCAACUAAUUCGAGAAGUAGUUCUGUUAGUGCCAAUGGGCACAGAAGAAGUUUAUCGCCCGCAUCUAGUAUUUCUGGCUCGACUGCAAAAUCUUCAGAGAGUAUCCGACGUAUUCCUAGUCCAGCUUCUGUUACCCGAAUGCUAUUUCCAGGAUCAGAACAUCAUAAUGGCAAUGGAUUAUCUGUGCCUACCGGUAAGGCCACUACUGGCAUCCCGAAAAGCAGUCAGAUCGAGGCUGAUGCAAAUUUACCAAAAUAUCCAUAUGAACAACUGACAGUAGUGUCAAAGAACCCGGCUUCAGACAUAGACAUAACCAGACGAGAGGCGCAUUUAUCGGAUGAGGAGUUCCAAGGGAAAUUUGGAAUGGCAAGGAGCAGCUUCUAUGGGCUUCCCAGGUGGAAACAGAACAAGCUAAAGAUGAUUCUUCAUCUCUUCUGAUAUCUGUGUCUUGAUAAAGAAACUUACAGACUGUAGAAUCCAGUCAAAAAUAGGAUUUUGUUCCAAUCAUUCUGCAACUUGUUCAUUGUCAUGUCAUGAACUAUGUGUGCUGAUUUGUCAGUGUGGCUAAUUUUGUUCUGAAGUGUACAUUUGUCCCCAAAUUUGUUUGAUUUAAUGGCUUCAUUUCCUGUUGAGUGAAUAUUUAUAACCUCUGAAACAGUAUUCUAAAGUUUUAUUAAA